Messenger RNA from Strigops habroptila (Kakapo), 1418 nucleotides. RefSeq names its product abhydrolase domain containing 14A (gene ABHD14A). NCBI's taxonomy places the organism in Eukaryota, Metazoa, Chordata, Aves, Psittaciformes, Psittacidae. Bases 473 to 1255 code for a protein of 260 amino acids. Gene Ontology annotation, cellular component: cytoplasm. The record is from RefSeq and is a predicted model, not a curated record. The transcript is spliced from 4 exons.
AGCGCCGCCGAGCCCUUGCCGAACCAAGCCGAGCUCUACCCGAGCUCUGCCGAGCCCUACCCGAGCCCCGUCAAGCCGGGGCUCCUCUCCUGGCACCAGCCGUUCUUCCCCCGAGGCCCGGCCCGGUGUGGCCGUGCCGCGGGGCCGGUGCGGCGGGCGCGGCCCCGGCGGACAGCCCUCGGGGCCUGCAGCGUUGCGGCCUCCCGCCAGGCGGAGCCUGGGGCCGCCGGCGCGGCGCCGUGAGGGCCGGGGCCGGGGGAGCCGCAUGUCCCGGCUGGACCUGAGGGGCGGCAGGGGCGGCGGCCGGAGCCAGCGGCGGCUCGGGAGGCCGGGGUCGAGCGGGGCUGCCAGCGCCGGGCGGGGGAGGCGCAGGCCGGGCCGGAGCUGAGGAGAGCGCCGCGGACUGAGGCCUACCCCCCGCAGCGGUGGGGUUUGGGGCUCCCGCCCCCUGGCGGCCGUUUUCCUUCUCCAGAUGCCGCUCACCCGCAGCCGCCUGGGGCUGCUGGUCCUCGCGGUGCUCUUCACCUUCCUCCUCUACCUCCUGCUGCCGGCCGCCCAGCACGAGCAGCGCUCGGCGGGGACCCGGCCUGACGAGGGGCCGCGGGACUGGCGGGUGGCCAGCGCCAUCGCACGGACGGGAAUGGCUGCGGGGGAGCCCCCCGUCUUCUACAGGGAGGUUUCUGCCCGGCCCCAGGGCAGCGGCACUGCCGGCCCCGGGAGGCCCGAUGUCCUGUUCCUGCAUGGCCAGGCGUUCACCUCCAAGACGUGGGAAGCCUUGGGCACACUGGCGCUCCUUGCUGGAGAAGGCUACCGUGCGGUCGCAAUAGAUCUGCCUGGCUAUGGGGAUUCACCUCCAGCGGAGACAGUGGCCAUGGCGCAGGGCCGGGUGGCUUUCCUGGACCACGUCCUCCAGGAGCUGGGCAUGCAGAGGCCCGUUCUCAUCAGCCCCUCCAUGAGCGGCCGCUUUGCCCUCCCCUUCCUCCUGGCACAAGGGGACCGGCUGGCUGGCUUUGUGCCCAUUGCGCCCGUGGGCACCAAGGACUACACUGAGGAGCAGUACCAGCGGGUCCAGACACCCACCCUGAUCCUGUACGGUGACCGUGAUACAAGGCUGGGUUCCCAGGCCCUGCAGAGCCUCCGGCACCUCCCUGGGCACCGUGUGGCCGUGGUGCCCGAUGCUGGCCAUGCCUGCUACCUGGACAAGCCGGAGGACUUCCACCGGGCCCUGCUGGGCUUCCUGCGCCAGCUGAAGUGAGCAUUGCCUCUUUCCCUGCCGAAUGGAGGACUGGGACGCACAGGGGGGGUCUGUUCUCUUUUGGGGUGUCCCCAGGGUGGCAGGAGACAACGACUAAGAGUUUCCUUUGCUGGCAGGAGAGGGUGUUGUCUGUCAGGAGGCCAAUAAACUGAUGCUGCUCUGG